Pedinophyceae sp. YPF-701 is the source of this 612-nucleotide messenger RNA. Lineage: Eukaryota; Viridiplantae; Chlorophyta; Pedinophyceae. The record is from the annotation of a GenBank genome assembly.
AUGCGCUGUACAUGUACGAAUGUCCCCACAGGCCAGGCUGUGGAACGUCCCGUCUUUGAGCUGCAGGGCGCGCAGCCCAACAGGCAGGAGGGAUGGGUCGGCCGGUACGGGCCGCCUCCGCCCAUUCAGGACCCCCGCGGAUACCAGUACCCUCCGCCAGAAGAAGACCCGGGAUAUGCGGCCGAGAUGGCGGCCUACGAGCAGCGACAACAGCAGCAGGGCGGCCACCAACAUUGCGGGCAGCAACAGACAGGCUACCCCGUCCAAGGCGAAGCCGUGCUGGGCAUUCCAGUCGGGCAGGCUCCCCGACAGCCCGGCCCGUUCACCCAGCCGCCGCGGCCCGUGAUCGUGGAGGUCCGGCCGGGCGGCCCCGCGGUGCGCAACACGGCGCUGCCGUGCGGCUGCGGGCUCGGGUGGACGAUGCUCGCCGUGGGCAUCGGAACCUCCAUCUUGACAGGGGUGUUCGGAAUCAUCUGCUGCGGCAUCGGGACCUUCGCGGAGCGCAUCACGAAGGACCCGCGGGAGCGCCAGGGCGCGCGGGCGUCGGCCAUCGGCCUCCUGAUCGGCAUCAUCGCAGUCAUGCUCUUCUUCACGCUGCGGUUCGCAAUCUGA